AUGCUCUCGCCGCAGGCGAUUCGUGCAUGGAUCGUUCGGCAAGGCAGUCCUGGUGGUGGAGGGUACGGUCCAGCUGGUGCUGGAGCUGCUAGUCCUGGAGGUACUGCUGGCGCUGGAGGUACUGGAGGUACUGCUGGAGGUGCUGGAGGUGCUGCUGGUGCUGGAGGUACUAGAGGUGCUGCUGGUGCUAGAGGUGCCGGAGCUACAAGUCCUAGAGGUGCUACUGGUGCUGGAGGUGCUGGACCUACUAGUCCUGGAGGUAUAGCUGGUGCUGGAGGUGCUGGAGGUGCUGCUGGUGCUAGAGGCGCUGGAGCUGGAGGUACAGGAGGUGCUGGAGCUGCUGGUCCUGGAGCUGCUGGCACUGGAGGUGCUGGUGCUACUGGUGCUGGAGCUGCGGGAGCUGCUGGUCCUGGAGGUGCUCGUACUAGAGGUACUGGAGCUGCCGGAGUUGGUGGUGCUGCUAGUGCUGGAGGUGCUACUGGAGCUGCUCGCACUGAAGGUGCUGGUGCUGCAGGUACUGGAGGGGCUAGAGCCAUUGGUACUGGAGGUGCUCGUACUAGAGGUGCUGGAGCUGCCGGAGCAGGUGGUGCUGCUGGUACUGGAGGUGCUGGAGGUGCUACUGGAGCUGCUGGCAGUGGAGGUGCUCGAGGUAUUGCUGGUGCUGGAGGCGCUGGAGCUGGAGGUACUAGAGGUACUAGAGCUGUUGGAGCUGCUGGUCCUGGAGGUGCUCGUACUAGAGGUGCUGGAGCUGCCGGAGCAGGUGGUGCUGUUGGUGCUGGAGGUGCUGGAGGUGCUACUGGAGCUACUGGCACUGGAGGUGCUGGAGGUACUGCUGGUGCUAGAAGAAUGGCGCUGCCAAAGCUCGUGGUGCUACUGGUGCUGGAGGUGCUACUGGAGCUGCUGGUACUUCCCCAUGCCGACCGCUUUUCUACCCACAGCCGCAGUCGUCCCUCCUGCCGCCUGACUCAAUCCUUCGCCAGUCCUACGGUCACUCGUCUCCUCGCUACUGUUGUCACUUACCCUGAGUUUGAGUCUACUGCUGCGUUUGCCCUAGUCACUGAGCUAGUCGACUUUGCAGCUAGGAGCCGUCUCGACUACGUCGCGGGUCUUGUUACUGAGUCUGAUUUUGUCUAUCCUCCGUCUGUUGGGGGUGAGCCUGCCCUUAGCAGUGACGUCCUUGAGGACAGGCAGUUUGAGCUUGAGUGUCUUGCGGCCGCUUUACCUCGUUUCGCAUCCAUGCUACUUUGCCCUGAGGGAGACCCGGAUGCACUUGACAUCCCUACCCCGCGCUCUUACGCUGAGGCGAUCGUGGGUGAGUACUCCUCUCAGUGGCAAACAGCCAUGGACGUAGAGAUGGCUUCCUGGAAGUCCACAGGCACUUACGUCGACGAGGUUCCUCCUCAUAGGGCGAACAUAGUCGAUGGCAUGUGGAUUUUCAUAGUGAAGCGGCCGCCGUGUUCUCCGCCUGCCUUCAAGGCGCGUUACGUUGCUCGAGGCUUCAGUCAGCAACAAGGGGUGGACUUCUUCCAGACCUUCUCCCCCACCCCAAAGAUGACUAGUCUUCGGGUGCUGCUGCAUGUUGCAGCACAUCCUGACUACGAGCUGCACUCCCUCGAGUUCUCCACAGCUUUCUUGCAGAGCAGCCUUCAUGAGGAGAUCUGGCUGCACCGCCCACCUGGCUUCACUGGGUCGUUUCCUGCGGGUACCCAGUGGAGCCUCUGGCGGCCAGUCUACGGUCUCCGCCAGGCGCCCCGAGAGUGGCACGACACACUGAGGACUACACUUGCGGCUCUUGGGUUUGCUCCUUCCAGUGCUGACCCGUCCCUGUUUCUACGCACGGACACUACCCUGCCGCCGUUCUACGUUCUCGUAUCACCCGGGACAGAGCACGGCGCACCAUCACCCUGA
This is a messenger RNA of Closterium sp. Naga37s-1, 1908 nucleotides long. The record is from the annotation of a GenBank genome assembly. Lineage: Eukaryota; Viridiplantae; Streptophyta; Zygnematophyceae; Desmidiales; Closteriaceae.